UCUUUACAUUUUUUUUUUCAGUUCGAGGUUGCUUUUAGAUCAUGUAGAUCAAGUUGAUUACUGGUUGAAGUUUCUUAUACAGUAGAAAUUGUAUUCAUUUAUCUUUUAAGUAGGGGGAUUCAUUGCCAGUUUGCUUUGUUAUUUCACUUUACUAUCUAUGGCAAAAGUCCCAAGUAGGAGCAUGAUAAACAACUCAAUCCGGGGCAAAUUUGAUCUAUACUAUUAUUACUUAACUUAAAACAAAUACCCAUUUAAAAUAAUUCAUAAUAAAUUAAACCUUAUAUGACUCAACAAGAAAAAGUUGAAAAAUCUGAAAAUAGGAUUGAAGGAAUCUGGCUUGAACUUCAAGGGACGAUAUGCCCCAAAGUUUGAGGAAGUACGAAAAAUAUAGUAGUAGCAUCGGUUUCCCACUUUUCAAUCAUGUCUUUUAAAAAUAAUUAUUGUUAGGAAAUACUUCGAAUUUGAUAUCUUCAAUUUCAUCACAAUAUCUUGUGGAGUAAAGUGCACCCGCAAUUCGAGGUCCAGGAAAAUAUCGGACUAUAUUGAGUCAGUUGUAAAAUCUAAUGAAUAAAAAAUAUUACUGACAUGAUAUGCCUGUUGACUACUUUAAUCCCAACUUUCUUAUCUAAUUGUCCUAAUAGCAUUUGAAACCCAGGGAGACCUUUGGUUUGGAGAAAUUGGUAAUGUAUUAAAAUUUUUAAUGCAGAUCAUUUCUUGUAUCUCCAUUGCAAUUAUAAUAUGAUUUAUUUAGGUGUACUUGAAAAAAAAAAAUCUAGUUGACAAAUGAUUUAUUUAUCAUUCCCAGCUUUUCCAUGCUUCCUUUCUCUAAGAUUUUCUCGAGCGAACACUUAAAAAUUGAAUAGAAAGUGAUUAAAAAUGCCCUUAAACUAUGUGACCCUCUUGGUCAUCAGUUAAUAAUUUGGAAAAUGCCUCUACCGUUAAUAGUUUGGUCCAAAAAUGACCUCUUAUUACGGUGUAUUAUUUGGUACUAUAGUAUCUUUUUCAAUUGUUUCUUUAUUACUACAUUGUAGAGCUGAUCUCUUAGCUGUUCUUUUUUCAUAUAUACUUCAUACACACAUCAGAAGUAUUAAAAGAAGAAGACGCAAUCAAUUCAAGGAGAGGUAUACAACAGACUAAACAACCAAAGGGAGAAUUAAAUUAUAUAUUAGAUGAGGAACUCAUCAUUUUCCUCUUUAAUUUACGCUGUUGGAUUGACGAUGAAAUGAUGGAGAUUGAAGAAGCAAACGAACCACAGGGCUGCAAUGGUAUGGUAUAUGCUCAUCUGGCUUGGAAGGAUGUUAAUGUAAUGGUCACACUGAAUAAUGGAGAUACAAGAAAUGUAUUAGAAGGACUUACUGGUUAUGCAGAGCCUGGAACUUUUACUGCCUUAAUGGGCCCUUCUGGCUCUGGUAAAUCUACGCUUCUUGACGCCCUCUCUGGACGUCUUGCUUCUAAUGCUAUUCUCUCUGGAAAAGUUCUACUCAACGGUCGUAAAGCUAAGCUCUCAUUUGCAACUGCAGCAAAUGUAACACAAGAUGAUAAGUUGAUUGGAACGCUAACGGUUCGGGAGAUGAUUUACUAUUCGGCUCAAUUGCGUCUCCCUGAUAGGAUGCCAUUAUCGGAGAAACGAACUCUGGUUGAGAGCAGAGCACAAUUAUUGAAAUGGGUUUACAAGAUUGUGCUGAUACGUUUAUUGGGAAUUGGCACUUGCGCGGUAUUAGCGGAGGAGAAAAGAGGAGAUGCCUCAGCGUUCUUCGUAACACAGACAGUGUUGUCUGUCCAGAGAGGAAGGACUGUGAUAGCGUCAAUUCACCAGCCAAGCAGUGAAGUAUUUGAGCAGUUCGAUAGAUUAUACUUGCUCUCCGGAGGCAAAACAGUUUACUUUGGGCAGGUUUCUGAAGCAUGCAAGGCAAGAUAUAUCUUUUCUACAAAGUCUAGUCUGAAUUAUAUAUUAAAAGGGCAGCCGGGUGCACAGGGUAUGGGAAAGGGGCAGACCACAGGGAUCUAUUGUAUGCAGCCUUACCUUGUAUUUCUGAAUUCUGCAAGAGACCAUCAUUUCCAAAGCUCGAACCACUGGUCACAUGGCAACAACUUUACCAGCUAAGCCAAGACCCCCUUCUAGUUUGAACUAUAUGUGUUAAGUAAUUGACACGCAUAUUAAAAGCACAACCCAACUUCAAAUUCUGGAUUCACAACUAAUGAUUCCUACCUUUCUCUAUUCUGACAUACACAAUCAACAAGCUCCCUCAACUUCUCAAAACUACUUAUUGUUUGCAGUUCUUUGUAGAAACUGGUUUUCCUUGUCCUUCUAUCAGAAAGCCAUUAGAUCAUUUUCUCCGGUGUAUUAACUCCGAUUUCGACAAAGUUAAGGCAACUCUAGGAGGGUCAAUCAAGGUAUAUCUUUUAAGAUCAUCUUGUUACUAAUCAAACUUCAAAAGUUUGCACGUUUUGCCCAGAGAUUUGGGAAUAACUUUUUAAAUUGAUAAAUGCUACUCUUCACCCUUGGGAACACUUGAAACAUACUCAUUAUGCGCAAUGUGUCUUUGUUUUGAAAACAGCAAUAAAAUUGUCACUAAUCCAUAUUAGUCGCCACUUUCUGUAGUCCUUUCUUUAAGCAACAUUAACAUGGAUUUAUAUAUAUUAACAAUGUAUCACAAAUCUUAUCUAGUUGUGUAGUUUAACCGGCUGAAGAUGAUUUUCUUUGUCUGGCUUUCUUUAAGAAAACCAACUUUAGGUGCGGUGACGAUCCUCUAAACAAGAUGUUGAAGUUUGGCUCAUGAGUUGUUAACUAAUGCUGGGUUGGCAUGAUUACAUGGCUGCUGAUGUGUUUUUUCUGUUUCCAGAAGAUAGAAUUUUCUGUAGUAGUUUUUCAGUUAUGAUUUUCCUAGUCUUUAGCCAUAUAGCUAUUGGUGGACUUAGUUCCUAUUAAUUAGGUAGUUCAGUUUUUUGAGUUACUGCAUUAGUUACUGCAGUUUGUUAGGAUUUUGUUGUAUUUAAACAGCUUCUUUGCAGCAUAAUAAAAACAUCUCUCUUUUCCUCUUCA
This is a messenger RNA of Capsicum annuum, 3043 nucleotides long. RefSeq names its product ABC transporter G family member 11. The record is from RefSeq and is a predicted model, not a curated record. Gene Ontology annotation, molecular function: ATP binding; ATP hydrolysis activity. The transcript has 3 exons. NCBI's taxonomy places the organism in Eukaryota, Viridiplantae, Streptophyta, Magnoliopsida, Solanales, Solanaceae. The coding region runs from base 1223 to 2104 and encodes 293 amino acids.